AUGCAUCGCCAGACGCUCGCCAACCGUCAACCGCCUUCGGCCCCCCUCGGACCAUCACUUGCACCACCGCUGCCGCCACGACCUCGCCUGCCGCCCAUCAGCGCAAUCACCUCGAUUCCUCCCUCUAUCGACACCGUCGCAGGCUUGAGCGGCGCUGAUUCGCGGCUUCUGAAUGCGCCGUCAUUAGCAGCAGCAGCAGCAGCAACACCAUCAUCAUCAUCAUCGUCGUCGGCGGCGGCAUCUUCAGCAUCACCCCCGGCUCUCCUCCCCAGUCCCCCCAAUUACGCGCAGCGCCUCUCCUCGCCCUCGCCCGCCGCCGCCUCGUCCAUGCAAAACCACCACCAGUUCCCCAGCCCGUCCGACAACGACCGGCUCCCCCCGCUGAUGCACCAUGACGGCGACAGCACAACCUUGCCGUCGCUGAGCAGCAUCACCGGCGACGUUGCCAUGCGCGGCGACGACCAGCACCGCCCCUCGCAGCAUCUUCACAACCCGCAACACCUGCACAGUCUCCCAAGCAUUCACAGCCCGCCGCCGCUGCACUCGAACCAUUGGCCGUCGCCCUUCAAUGGUCCCGCGGCGUCGUCAUUCAAUUCGUAUCGACAACCGCCGCCGCCUCCCUUCCACGACGCCGGCAGCCCAGCGACAGCCAUGGACAUGGACGGCUCUGCAAGCGUUGCCAGCGCGGCGUCACCGUCGCCAGAUCGCAUCUACGACGGGACGCCGACUCCCAGCAGCCUCACGCUCGAUGACCCAGACGUGCGGCUUGCGGCCGAGGCGCUGGGCGACUUACGCGCAGACUUUGUAUCAUCGCCGCCCGACACCUCCUCGCUACCGCCCAUGAGCCCGCCCAUUGCCAACUUUCAGCUGCAGCAGACGAAGCCAAAGUCGCCCAAACCCGAGCCACUCUUGUCCCUGCUUACGACCGCCCAUCCCCUCGUCGCCUCCACCAUUGGCGGCGCCAGUUCAGCGUACGGUGGCGCAAAGAACUUCUCCCCGCGGUUCAAGUCUGGCGCCGAGUACGUCGAGGGCUACUUGACGCCUAUCGCCAACACAGUCAACUCCGUGGGUAGGGUCACGGGCGUCGAAGGCGGUGUUCGAUGGUUCCUAGGCGCAGGCCGUCGCCAUCCAGCACCCACCUCCGAUCCCGACUCCAACGGCUCCAACAAGAGGCGGAGGACGGGAGAGGGCAGCAGCAGCGGCAACCGCGAAGCCAAUGGGUCGCCCGUCAUCCACGGUCUUGACGAGUUGUCCUCGGCCGCAUCCAAGACGCCUCGCCGCUUAUCGACCGCCAGCACGGUGGACACGCUGCCGGCAUACGAUGAUCUACGAUCGCCCGCCUACUCGGAAACCGCACCUGCGACUCACAGACCGCCGGGUAGCCAGCCGUGGCAGACCCGCUUGAUGAUGUCCACGUCCGGAUUGAGCGUUGCCAUGAGCGCCGAGAGUCUCCGCAGUCUCAAGUACUGCUUGCGCUGGCUUCGAUGGACCAACGACCACAUGAACAGGGCCAUUCUCAACUUGAAGCACGCAUUGGAGGAGUACGAAAAGGCAGAGAGGAAGGAACAGUCAGAAGGAGGGCCGUCCACCGAGAACCCAGGCGCGGCUGAAGCCAUGGACGUGGACGGCGCGGACAAGGAGCAGAAGCCCAACCCGUCACGGAGCGAAAUCGCCGCGCGAAUCAACAACCUCAAGGGCGACAUUGUCAAGACGCUACAAGACGUCAUCAACAAUGUGUCCAAGUACGCCGGCGGCGCGCUUCCCGAGAACGCACGGGUGCUGGUUCGCCGCCACCUGACCAGCCUGCCUCAGCGCUUCCGCUUGGCGACCAUGUCUGACAGGCAGUCGGAGAAUGCCAACAGGGACGGCGACUCGGCGAUGCGUGACGGUGCGCAAAAGGUGCUGGUGCUGGCCAAGGAGGGCCUCGACAUGGUGACGCAGGUGACGGGCGUCUUGGACGGGACGAUUGUGAGCGCCGAGCAGUGGUGUGAGAGGAUGGGCAAGAGGCGGACGGAGGACAGGGAAGAGGAGCAGGAGCCGGCUUCAUCGAGGCAACGAACUGAGUUUAGCAGCGACGUGAAGACGGCCUGA
Trichoderma citrinoviride is the source of this 2091-nucleotide messenger RNA. RefSeq names its product Opi1-domain-containing protein. Bases 1 to 2091 code for a protein of 696 amino acids. The record is from RefSeq and is a predicted model, not a curated record. Gene Ontology annotation, biological process: endoplasmic reticulum unfolded protein response; phospholipid biosynthetic process; regulation of transcription by RNA polymerase II. The transcript has 2 exons. Gene Ontology annotation, cellular component: endoplasmic reticulum; nucleus. Gene Ontology annotation, molecular function: transcription corepressor activity. Lineage: Eukaryota; Fungi; Ascomycota; Sordariomycetes; Hypocreales; Hypocreaceae.